GGAGUUUCAUCCGGGUAUUCCGGUUUCCUCCCACACUCCAAAAGCCUCGAAACUUCCUGAAGCAAAUUAAUCAGUUACCAAUGACAAAAGUCGGACAGCUCCAGGGAGCGGAGCCGCUGAACGGAGACUCGUUGCUCCUCGGACACCUGCCUCGCCGCAGAGUACCGGGGACAGAGGCGGGUCGCGCGCGGUUCGUCUCCAGGACGGACUCACUCGCGCACGGACUCGCGCACCCUCCUACUACCCCGCCGGGCUCGCGGCGGAACGAGGAAAUGCGCGGGAGGAGUGCGAGGUAGAGCACGCGCAGCGCCAUGCCAUGGGGAACAGCCUCGCGAACACCGUCGAUAAGUGGGGUUUAAAUCCCUGGAAGCCCUCAAAUAAAACUAGAAGAAAGAAAGGUGCUCCAGUGAAUCCUUCAUACCAGUCGGCAGAGGCCCACACAUAUGAUACAGUGGCAGAAAUACCUGUGUACUCUGUUCCCAACAAGAAAAGGAAGUCACAAGAAGAGCUCCAUUAUGCUGAGAUUGAAGUCCUGCAAGGACAGACCCCUAUCGGUAGAAGGGACCACAAUAGAACUCCUUUAAAAACUGGCACAGAAUAUGCCACCAUAGACUUCCUGGCAAAGCAGGGUACACCCAGACGCAAUGGCAGCGUCAAGCCUACCAUGAACCAAAAGCCUGCAGAUAUUCUCAUUCCCACCGGGGAUCUCCAGAGGCCUGUCCCCCAACCACGCCUGAAAAAGGGCUCAUCUCAGAAGUCACAUGGACGCCAAAACACCCCCUGCUCCUCAUCUGCACACACUUAAUGUUCUCGUAAUAUUCACAGAAUAUGUGUUAACUGAGGACAUCCUGUAUUCAGGACACUAGAAAUUCUUUGCUUAUCCUGUAAGAGUUACAGUGCUUAAAAAUUGCACACAAUGAUUUGCUUAAAUGUUUUUCUCAAUUUGCACUAUGAGGUAAACCAAAUUUCCUUCUUAUGGAUCUUACAGAGGGGUGACAACAGUACUGGAAACAUUCUAGUGUGGACUCACAGAACAUAGUCAUUCUAUCAGUGUUUAAUUGCCCUGAACCAUAAUUUGAAUAAUUUGCACAUUCUGUACAUGAAUUUCUAAUUGAAAUGUGAAGUUGGAAGGCUGCAGGCAGAAGCAGUUAUUGAGUAUCUGUGGUUCCACAUUGUGGACCAAGACCAAGCAGGAUGCCUCCAGCUUCCUCCAGUCCUCAAACCCCACAGCAGGUGCCGUGUUUCCCUCUACCUCAGUUAAUUAUUGACACAAUAAGUCACUUUCAUCUGAUAUUUCACAUUCCGAGUUUAAAAUACAUAUUAAAACCUGUAGGUAUGUGGCUUUUGACGAGUGGAGCUGUAAUCCCUUUGGCCUGUUAAAGGUAACUGUCAUUUUUGAUAUCAAGUACAGUGCAGUUACAGAAUGAACUACUUCUCGUGUAAAAAAAAAAAUCCAUAUUUGUAGAAAUUAAAGAGCAUUAUCAUGCACACAGCUGUAAAAUUUAAAUCCUUAAUUUGAAAUAGUGUGAAAUAGAGCUUAGCAUAUUUUUGCAAUCGCUUGUGAAUGAACAAGUAGCCUGCAGUGAGUUUGGAUAUUGUAAGAAAAGACAGUAUGUGUAAUUUAUUACGUGAUCCGAUAAGGGAAACGGACAUUUUGUUGCUGCUUUUGUGUUGCUUUGAAACGAGUUGACGCUUCACUCGUAAACACGCAGAACUCGAGGCUCACCGAGUCGCGCCGCUAUGAGUCCGCGGGGCGGCGCUGCUCAGCGCACGCGAUGUUGCCAUGCCGUAACCAUGGCAACUUGGUGACCCUUUGAAAUGGACUGCAGUGAUUGAAAAAAAAGGCCGUUAAGGAGCAGCAGCUUCACCGUCUAAAGUUGCUACAUUUCCGUGUUACUGACGGGCAAGCCGCAAUGAAGUAUAAUUGUUUCGUAAACGGUGAGUAAAGGCGCAUAUUCAUGUUAAUUUUGGGCAGCUUGCACGUGUCUUUGCAUUUAUAGCGAGGUUAAGUAAAUAUGGGCCAUGGCCAAGUCCGCGCUAGCUCAUUGAUGCCUAAUUCAGUCGAACGACUGGAAAUAACAGACUCUUUAGAACAGGGAAAUACUUUUGUGAAUACAUUAAACUGAUUUGUGAAAACGGUUGAAGACCAGAAAAAAUAAAACUUAAAUUAAGGGAAAGACGAAUAUGCUAACGAAUGUUUUAUUAGCCUGCAGACCUUAGUUUUUAAAGAUGUAACAAUAAAAAAGGGCAAUGAAUGAGUCCAAACUGAUCAACUCCCCGAAGAACUUUAAAUAAAUCUUGAACUCUGACUGAAGAAAACAAAA
Molecule: messenger RNA, 2324 nt
Organism: Scleropages formosus (Asian bonytongue)
Lineage: Eukaryota; Metazoa; Chordata; Actinopteri; Osteoglossiformes; Osteoglossidae
Exons: 5
Coding region: 317-805 (162 amino acids)
Cellular component (GO): extracellular exosome
Source: RefSeq, a predicted model, not a curated record